AUGCGUCCCCCUCCUCGACCUUUCCGCUCAAGCGAUCCCUCAAAGACCAAGAACCCUGCCGCCUUGCAAGCUUCGAUGCAGACUCUGCAAGGGAAUCGAAAGGUCGGCGGUGUAUACGACAGUCGAUUGCCAACGUCGCACUUGACCGCUCGGAGGAUGUUCGACCGAGUUGCUACACUGAUGACAGGCAUCUCCAUCGGCGACCGCAAAUACUCUACAUUCCAGCAAGCUACCCAGCCCGAUGUGCCACACUGGCCAGUUAGUGUUUUCUCGGCAAUAUUCACAUAUUUCAGCAAGAAGAAGAUGUCCGCCCCCAAGACAAAGCUUCACGCAUGUAAAUUACUUAACAAGCCCAUACCACACGGCAAGAGAGUCAAGGCUCGGACGGUUUUGCACCGGUUUUAUUCCCUGUGCGCCACAUACGAUCGAGCUCGAGGUGAACCGAUGGACCCCGGCAUUCGUCGCAGUGCGGAGUUGGCGGUGAAGAGCAUCAUUGCUUCUGCUAAUCUGGAUCGCACGUCGUCUGUCCGAGCAGCUAUCACCCCGAUCACCAUGCAGUCUCUGGUGGAAGAGAGCUGCAAACUGGAAAUUUGCACUGAUGACCUUCUCCAGCUCCUGCUCUAUACUGCCAUAGCAACAUCGACAGGAGUGCGACCAUCUUCCGUACUGCGAUCCUGCUCAAAGAAGGUAGGUGACCAAAGCCCCCAACGACUGGGAUGCCGCUGGAAGGAUUUCCGUAUCUGGCUCCUGAAAGGAGAAACACGCAACACCGUGAUGGCAUGGUACAAAGUGCCACACGGCAAGACAAUAAACUCCGCGAGACUUUUUUUCCCCCUGCGCGAAACAAUCAACAUUGCUUUCUCUGCUCCAUGGCUGCUGCUAUUACUUCUCGAUCGGCGUGGUUUGCUGCAAGAAUAUCAGCUAGAUGACCUACUGGACCCUCGGGUGCUGAAUGGCAAACCUUCUAAAGAGAUUUGCUUAGAUCCUUCAAGGUCCAGCGAAUUCGUAUUUCUCGACCGCCAGGGGGGAAGCCGUACUGCCUUCUGGAUCAACAAACAGCUAAAGCAAGUCUCCGUUCAGGCUGGAUUCCGCAAGCCUCUGACUACUUAUGCUUUCAGGCACAUGGUGGCUUAUGAGCUAUUCAAAAAGGUUGAUGAGCGGAUCCUUCAGCUGGUGCUUGGUCACAACUUUGGCUCUGGCGCGACAUUCACCUAUCUCGGUCGCUGCCGGAACGUUGACGACGCGAGACAUCUGACCGGCAACGAAGACCGCUCCUCCAUGAUGGAGGCGGUUCAACGGACUUCGGCGCUCCCAGACUCGCACGCCCCACAAGAGCUUACGCCUACACAGUUGGAAAGCUUGAAAAGCGAUACGGAAUUGACCAGAUUGCGGGACGAACAGCGCUCAUUAGAAGCAGAGAUAUUUGAAAACCACGGGGAUUUGGCGUCGGCACCGAAAGAUUUACGUCAACGGCACCUAUUCCUAGGCUUCUCUUACCUUCAAUGGCACCACAGACUGCAGGAAACGAUGCUUGAUCUCGUGCGCGAGGACUAUUUUGCCGGCAAAGAGAUAUGGGGCGAAGAGGAUGCACUCAACGCUCUCAGCGGAGACACCAUUUGCAUCAGGGACAUUGAAUCCGCGACCGGCAGAUGGGCAGUUCAGGAGCAGGCAAACAGUGACCCGAGCGAAGAGGAGUCCGCGAACGUGGGCCCUUCGGCCAAGUUAGGCGGUGGUCAGUGCGAGAACUCGGCCUCGUUGCUCGCGACCGCCCUUAAGAGCAAACCGGAAAAUUUUGCCCGCGUCAAGAAGCUUUUCGCUGAUGUAGAGGCAGAGCGUAGGGGUCGGGCAGAUGGUAGCAAGGGCAAGGCAGAAAAGAGAAAACGGCGCAGCCACCAUUCCACCAAGCUGGCGAAAGGAAAGAGUCGGCAAGAUGAUUGCGACAGCGAUGAAACACGGGCGGGGACGGACGAAGAAGGGGCGACUGAGAAUGAUGAUGUCUGGGAUGAGGAGGAGGACGCAUUGGCCAUGGAUGUCUCUAGCGGAGAGGAGGACGAAGAAGCGGAGGAGCUAGAGGAAUGA
Molecule: messenger RNA, 2079 nt
Organism: Tremella mesenterica DSM 1558
Lineage: Eukaryota; Fungi; Basidiomycota; Tremellomycetes; Tremellales; Tremellaceae
Exons: 6
Coding region: 1-2079 (692 amino acids)
Biological process (GO): DNA recombination; DNA integration
Molecular function (GO): DNA binding
Source: RefSeq, a predicted model, not a curated record